AACUAUAUUAACGCCCCUCUUCUCAGAGUAGCCCAUUCCAUAGGCUCAUUUCCGUUUCCUGUGCGUCGCUGCAGAGUCCUCCGUGAGGCGUCAGCUGAGAGGACGAAGCUUAAUUUCCCUCGAUUUCUGACAUUUUAGCAACACCUGCAUCGCAAAAACAACUCGCCAUGUCUGCAGCAACUGAGGCUGAGGUGAACCCUAAGGCGUACCCCCUGGCUGAUGCCCAGCUGACUACCCAGAUCCUGGACCUGGUGCAGCAGGCUGCCAACUACAAACAGCUUAGGAAGGGGGCUAAUGAGGCCACGAAGACCCUGAACCGAGGUAUCACUGAGUUCAUCGUGAUGGCAGCAGACACAGAACCCCUGGAGAUCAUCCUACAUCUACCUCUGCUGUGUGAGGACAAGAAUGUGCCCUAUGUGUUUGUCAGGUCCAAGCAAGCCCUAGGGCGUGCCUGCGGUGUUUCCCGCCCCGUGAUCGCGGCCUCCGUCACGAUCAACGAGGGAUCUCAGCUGAAGUCCCAGAUCACCACUGUGCAGCAAGCCAUCGAACGUCUCCUCAUCUAGACCGACUGACACGCACACAAUAUGUCCGCCACACGCGCACCACACUUAGCACAGGGUGUAUUAUAGUCUUACAUGCAGUGUUUUAGCCAGCCUGAAAUUUGUUCCUUACCCUGGAUUUUGAUUGGAAAUCCUGUCAAAGGUGUGAUGAUCCUAGAAGGGUUCUGGGCAUACUAUCCCGGGAAAAUUUUGACAUCUAGAUCCCCCAAACACAAUUUCUUCUAUUUUGAGGGGCAAGUUUUGCUGGUAGACCUAUUUCAACAUAACAAUUUUUGUCUGUCACAGAAGAACAAAUGGACAAAAUGUUUGUCCGUCUCCAUCGUCAAAAUUUCAUCGAAGGACAGAAAGAUGGAUCCUGGCUAAAAUCCUGCUUACAAGUUUGUAACAGAGGUGUAAGCAACUUAUAGUUUUGAAAGUCUGUAUAUGUCUUUUCUUAAAGGAGUACUCUACGGAAAAGGAUCUCAAGAUCUCAAUUCUACAGUGUUUUUUUUUAUGGUUCCUGCAUACUACAACUUUGUGGAGUUUAAGAAAAGAGAAGAAAAAAAAAGUAAGAAUGUAAGUGAUUGCAUCAUGCCCUCUGGUUUUAUUUGUCCAGAAUUAUUUUUGUAAAGAUGCGACUUUUUCUUCAGUAAAAAGAUAUAUAAACCAGUUGCAAAUCAUGCCAGUUCAUGGAGAAAAAUCAGCCUUGCAGUUCCAAACUGUUUGUUAAAAAGUAAUAUUUGAGAGCUGUUCUUUUACAUUCCGUUGUACAUUCUAUUGUCUAGCAUGGUAUACACACAAAAGAGUUAUGGACUUUUUUUUAUACCCAAGAAGGUUUUAAGAUGGACUAGCCUGUGACUAAGUAAGGAUGUGUCGGCUUGAGGAAUAAAAUGCUUACGGACAUCAUUGUG
This is a messenger RNA of Branchiostoma floridae (Florida lancelet), 1450 nucleotides long. Its product is annotated as NHP2-like protein 1. Gene Ontology annotation, biological process: maturation of SSU-rRNA; mRNA splicing, via spliceosome; ribosome biogenesis. Gene Ontology annotation, molecular function: RNA binding. Lineage: Eukaryota; Metazoa; Chordata; Leptocardii; Amphioxiformes; Branchiostomatidae. The record is from RefSeq and is a predicted model, not a curated record. Bases 168 to 563 code for a protein of 131 amino acids. The transcript has 5 exons. Gene Ontology annotation, cellular component: U4/U6 x U5 tri-snRNP complex; precatalytic spliceosome; nucleolus.